AUGCGGUCUGAUGCGGUGCACUCAGGAGCAGCAGGAGUUGGGAGCGCUGGCAGCAGCAGUGAUACCAACAGGGAAGGCAGCGGGGAGGGCAGCAAGGAGCAGUUUGUGUUGAGAGUGGAUGGAGGGGCAUCAGUGAACAACCUACUCAUGCAGUUGCAGGCUGACUUCCUCGGAUGCCCCGUGCAGCGGCCAGCAGACAUCGAGACAACAGCGCUGGGAGCAGCACUCGCUGCAGGAAUAGGAGUGGGGCUGUGGAGUGAAGAGGAGGUGCUUGGGGGGGCAGUGGUGGGAGGUGACAGACAAACAGCAGAAGAAGGGGAGGCAGCGGACAGCGGGAGAGGGGUGGUGUUUCUGCCGUUGAUAACUUCGGAAGCAAGGGAGCAGAGGUUUGCGUCGUGGUGCAAAGCGGUGGAGCGAUCGCUUGGACUCUCUGAUCUUGUAUGA
Molecule: messenger RNA, 444 nt
Organism: Closterium sp. NIES-65
Lineage: Eukaryota; Viridiplantae; Streptophyta; Zygnematophyceae; Desmidiales; Closteriaceae
Source: the annotation of a GenBank genome assembly